CACACUCAGGCAGCAUCCUCCCCUCUCCACUUCUACCUUCACACUCACCUCUUCGCGCCUCCCUCUCCACUCCUCUCGCUUCCUUCCUCUCCGUCACCUACUAACACAUAUCAUCUCUGGCAUCUCCCCGUCUGCUGUCUCCCUCUCCACCACCACUUCCACCACCACCACCAUCACCACCAUUUCUCCCUCCUUCUCACACUCUCAACCUUGCCGCCUUGUGCAAACUCACGCGUGCACACACUCAUGCUGAUUGGCACCCAAGGACAGAGCACCCUCUCUUCUGUACCAGCGACCAGGCGGUUUGCUCGUGUGGCCAGGCUUCUUGACACUGAGCUCAGCUGAGGAAGAGGACGAGGAAGAGGCCAUGGAGCACAGCCACAUCUUCCCUGUUUUUUCCCCAAAUGGUAGCACCUGGAGCCCAGGGCAGCAUCCCUCUGAGUUUGCCCAGGGAUGCCCCCUCGGACCGCUGCCUGUCAUCUACUACAGCGUCCUGCUCUGUCUCGGCCUGCCAGCUAACAUCCUGACAGUGGUCAUCCUGUCCCAGCUGGUGCUGCGACGUCAGAAGUCCUCCUACAACUAUCUCCUGGCUCUGGCAGCCGCCGACAUCCUGGUCCUGCUCCUCAUUGUUUUUGUCGACUUCAUAUUGGAGGAUUUUAUUUUGGCCACGCCGCUACCUCCGUCACUGAACAACGCAGUGCAGGUUCUGGAGUUCUCCUCCAUCCACACCUCCAUCUGGAUCACUGUGCCUCUCACCAUUGACCGUUACAUCGCUGUUUGCCACCCGCUGCGCUACCACACAGUCUCCUACCCGGCCCGCACACGAAGGGUGAUAUUUGCUGUGUAUAUUGGGUGCCUGCUCUCUGCAGCUCCUUAUUACUGGUGGCCUGAGCUGUGGCACAGCCUGCCUGGGUUGAGCAAUGGUGGCGGAGGAGGAGGGGAGGGCAACAGGAGAACUGUGGCACAGCAUGUUCUAGUGUGGGCCCACUGUGCCACCGUCUACCUCCUCCCUUGCACCGUCUUCUUCUCCCUCAACACUGUCAUCGUUCGCAAGCUGCGCAGACGCCGCAGCUGUUUCCGUCUGCGCGGCUACUCCACCGGCAAGACCACCGCCAUCCUCCUCGCCAUCACUUCCAUUUUCGCUGUUUUGUGGGCGCCACGUACCCUCAUGAUCCUCUACCACUUCUACUCCCCACCUCCAGCCUCACAAGGUGCCGGCCGACUGCUCCACGCGCUCACCGAUCUGGCAAACAUGCUAGCAUUACUUAACACCGGGGUCAACUUCUUCCUCUACUGCUUCAUAAGCAAGCGUUUCCGGGGCAUGGCAGCCAACGUGCUGCGCGCCCUGGUCCACUGCCGCAAGCAGCCGCCGCCAUUCUACGCUAGCCACAACUUUUCCAUCACAAGCAGCCCCUGGAUCUCACCAGCCAACUCUCACUGCAUCAAGAUGUUGGUGUACCAGUAUGACAAAAAUGGGAAGCCAAUCUGUAUUUCCUCUUGAGUCCUCAGCCACCAGCAGCCGCCCCCACCCUCAGUUGUUGGGGAACAUAUUCAGGCAUUGUCUCCUUGGUGACCAGCUUUGCCCGCAUGGGACUCUUUGAGGCUUGAAAAUGUCAACACGCCCGGAGAGCACAGAGGGGACAGUUUAGCUAGCUUUGAGCGAUAACAAAGUGGUUGGCUAGCAAGGUGGAAAAGCAAACAGCAGAUGCGUGCUUGACAGAAAACAGCCUCUCAUGUUCAAUAAAGUAUUCACAAAGCAGCAACCAGCAUCAAAUAGAUGUUGUUUCCUCCAUGCAAAAAAAACAAACAAAAAAAAACUGUAAAGACUGUGACUCACAGACUGAUAAAAGGAUAUCACCACCAUCUAUCACUUGACUAUGAGCCACAGCACUAAAGAAUAAACUGACAGUUAGACGAAUCCUCGGUGAAGCUUCAAAAGCUCAGAGACAUUGAUUUCUUUAUGGGCGCUCUCUGUUGCACACUGCCGCCAACAGUGUGAGGAGCUUUGAACAGCUGCGUCUUUGUCCGCUGGGAGCUGUUUCCAGAAAGCAGAGAUAUCCAUUCUGAGAGUCUGGGCGCUGAACAUCUCACCUCAAGGGGUGAUUUCACUCAGGCAGAGCCACCGACGGUUCUGGCUGUCUCUCAAGCAAUGUUAAAACAGCGCUGUCAUUUAAACUUUAAUAUGCAGGGGAGUCUCAAAGGCAUGUUAAUAUGGGCUUUUUUUUUUUAAGAACGAACAGCCCUCCUUGACUUUCCUUGUAUGUGUGCCACGUUCAUCCUAGCAGUGCAGGUCACCUACAAGUCGGCGCUCGCUAUGGAAGUUAGACCACAGAUUGUCGUAGGAUGAGUAGACUCUGCUUAUUGUUGGUUAAAUAUUUAUUAAUGGUAGACUUGACUGUUAUUGUAGCUUGGCAAAAAUACAAGACAAAAAAUAUGACUUGGGGUCAGAGCCAAGAUGUCAUUAAUCACAUUUCCAAUAUUAGGAAGAGGAAAUUUCUGCUAUUAGUAGAUAGUCCUCUAUUAACUAUUAAUGGUCUUUGGUGACUUACUGUUAGCCAUUAUCUGGAUGAAUAUAAUGAAUGUAACUGAACAGCUCUUUAACCCUUUAGCUUUUGGAGAGACUGAGAGAGAGAGAGACAGAGAGGACAGGAAAAUCAUCUGUCCUUCCCUUCGGUUUGUUGUCCCUCAUCCAAGGUUUUCAGUCCCAUGAUGCAGCAGUGAAUUUGGUCUCAGGGCCACGGUGACACAUUUCAGCUCGGCUCAUUCUGCUGCUGGCUGAUGGCAAUUCAGUAAUAUUUUACACUGAAACACAGUCACGUACAUCAACUCUGUCUCAGUGCUGCCCGAGUCCUGCCCGGUAACAAACCAUAAAUGUUAACACACAUACACACACACACACACACACACACACACACACACACCACGCUCUAUAUUGCCCACAGAAACAGCACAUUGAGAUCAAUGCACAUCCAUUCUGCAGACACCUUGGGGCAUUAGCAGUGUUCAUCUAUCUUGCGAGGAUGGAGCUGUGCCAAAGGGCAGAUUUCUGUUAAUACCUGCCCGGAGAUAUCAGACACAUCAGACCUUGUUUUAAUGGAUAAGGCUUUAAAUCUGAUGAAUGUCGGAUGUGUCUCUUGCAGCUGAUAAAGUCGUGCCCUCCAAACUCUUGUUCAACACUCAAACGUCUGAGACACUUCGGGGGGUUGACUGCAAGUGUGUCAUUGCUCUUUCUCUCACCAUAGCGACUGUUAAAACAAAAACUGGCAGCUGAAAAUCAGGGUUUCAUAGUUUGGGCUAUUUUUCAAAUCGGUUAUCAUAACAUUUAAUCAGCUUCAGUGCUGAGAUGUGUGGACAGGUCGACUCAACAAGCCAAGUCCAUUAGGAGUGAUCAGCGUACCUUCCAACCUUGAGACCUCAAAAAUAGGAAGGAUUUCAAAUCCAAAGUUGUCUGAGGAUCCUCUCCCAGAAAAAUCUCAGAGACUUGAUGUCCUGCAUUCUCGUGACUUUUAAUCAGACAAUGAUCGUAACAAUUAACGCAAAUUCAGCCAAUCCCUGUGAAUUCUGCGCAACCUUGCAUUUUUAUCCAGACACCUCAAAAUUACCACAAAUUAGAA
Molecule: messenger RNA, 3614 nt
Organism: Epinephelus lanceolatus (giant grouper)
Lineage: Eukaryota; Metazoa; Chordata; Actinopteri; Perciformes; Serranidae
Gene: gpr139
Product: G protein-coupled receptor 139
Biological process (GO): phospholipase C-activating G protein-coupled receptor signaling pathway
Cellular component (GO): plasma membrane
Molecular function (GO): G protein-coupled receptor activity
Source: RefSeq, a predicted model, not a curated record